AUGAACGACGACAGCGUCAAAGAAGAAGAAGAAGAAGAAGAAGAGGAAGAAGAGGAAGAAGAGGAAGAAGAGGAGGAAUUAAUGGAGUUGGAAAAGAAUUUUCCUCCUCCUCUUCUCGGGGAAAACAACAACACGAAUACGAACAACAACAACAACGUGAACAACAACAACACGAACAACAACACGAACGCGAAGAACAAGAACAACAAGAACAACAACAUUCCUGGCGACGGCGACGGCGUUGAAGAAGAAGGCGUUGAAGACAGAAGAGAAAAGAUCCAGGUUCCCGUGCACUUCUCGUGUCCGAUUACUUUCGAGUUAAUGCGGGACCCAGUGUUCAUAGCCUCUGGGCACACGUACGACAGAAGGUCAAUCGCGAAGUGGUUUCAGCAAGGUCACAAGACGUGUCCAUCGACCGGGCAACGAUUGAGGAACACUGAAAUCACGCCAAACUUUGCGUUGAGAAACGCGAUAUUGGAGUGGGCGAAGGAGACGAAGUUUUUAGUCGACGCGGAAGGGGAGGAGUUGCUGAGGAACGUUUCGCAAAAACCAACCGUACAAAUAGGCGGGACGUUGCAAUUUGGAGACGAUUUAGAACACGACGACGAUGCAGACGACGACGAUAGCGAGGGAGGAAGAAGACGAAUGUCCACGGACGGCGGAGAAGGCGAGAACGGAGUCGCGGGAGCAGAGGGAAGAGAAGAAGCGGCGGGAUUUGAAAAUGUAGGAGGAGGCGAGGGCGGCGGAGCGAACGUAUACGAUACCAUCGACGACGAUCGAAUUGAAACGGCAAUUAAUAACUUGGCGAGGCGAAAUCCAAACAUUACCGGCGAUGCCGCCAUGGGUGGCGAACCGAGUCCGAGCGCGCCGGAACACACCGUUUUAGAAGGCCACGAAGAAAUCGUCUGGGCGGUUGAAACCACGAAUAGCUUAGUAUUUACGGCAUCGGCGGAUAAAACCGUGCGCGUGUGGGACAUCCCAUCGAGACGGUGCGUGCACGUGUUGGAAGAGCACACCAGACCGGUGCUUUCGCUCGCGGUGAGCACGAGGCACAAGAGACUGUUUAGCGGCUCGUACGAUUGCACCGUGCGCGUGUGGGACAUCACGACGUUUCGCAGAAUGAAAGUGCUCUCUGGGCACACGGAUGCCGUUCGCGCGUUGGUCAUCCACGAGGUGAGUAAGAGCGACAAGAACAUGCGAGAUAGAUUGUUUACCGGGUCCUACGAUCACACGAUCCGGGCGUUUGACGUGGUAACUUUAGAGCCGCUGGCGGUUUUGACAGGGCACGGCGGGCCGGUGAGAACGUUAGUCGUCGCGUUAGACCGCGUCUUUUCGGGAAGUUACGAUAAAACCAUUCGCGUUUGGGAUGCCGUCAAAUUGAAGGAAAUCAAAGCGCUCACGGGCCACAAAGAUGCCGUUCGAGCGUUGAUCGCGCAUAAAAAUAUCAACAAGCAUUCGAUGAACGCGACUACUAAAACUGAAACCACCGUCACCGCCAACGACGAGGCUAAUAACGAUACUAUAUCAUCCUCAAAAAAUCCAAUCGUCUUGAGUGGUUCGGAUGAUUCAACCGUCAGAGCGUGGGAUGCUCGCACGUUGAAAUGUUUGCAAGUGUGCGUCGGCCACGAGGACAACGUUCGCGUCUUGGCGCUCGAUUCGAGGUUCCUUUAUAGCGGUUCGUGGGAUAAAACCAUCCGGUGCUGGGAUUUACAAAAUAAUCUAGAGUGCGUCAAGGUGAUUACCGGUCACACGGAGGCAGUUUUAGCUUUAGCGGUGAUGCAAGGUCACGUCGUGAGUGGAUCGUACGAUACGACGGUUCGAUUUUGGAACGCGAAUUCGUUCUCGUGCGCGGGGAUGUUUGAAGGUCACGAGGACGCCGUGAGAGUUUUAGCGUCGACCGGCGAAGGCGCGACGAAAGUAUACAGUGGGUCCUACGAUGGCUCCGUCGGGUUCUGGAGUCUCCCCACGGCGUUACCGGCUCGACAAAGAAGUCUCGGAAACACUACUCAUACCACCGCUACUCAACAAUCAGAGCAACAAGCGAUGCAGGCGUCUCCGAGCGCGCCGACGCCGCCUUGA
This is a messenger RNA of Bathycoccus prasinos, 2079 nucleotides long. RefSeq lists its product with no specific name. NCBI's taxonomy places the organism in Eukaryota, Viridiplantae, Chlorophyta, Mamiellophyceae, Mamiellales, Bathycoccaceae. The record is from RefSeq and is a predicted model, not a curated record. The transcript has a single exon. Gene Ontology annotation, cellular component: SCF ubiquitin ligase complex. Gene Ontology annotation, molecular function: protein binding; ubiquitin-like ligase-substrate adaptor activity; ubiquitin-protein transferase activity. Gene Ontology annotation, biological process: protein polyubiquitination. The coding region runs from base 1 to 2079 and encodes 692 amino acids.